Messenger RNA from Eucalyptus grandis, 2028 nucleotides. Its product is annotated as protein GAMETE EXPRESSED 3. The transcript is spliced from 10 exons. NCBI's taxonomy places the organism in Eukaryota, Viridiplantae, Streptophyta, Magnoliopsida, Myrtales, Myrtaceae. Gene Ontology annotation, biological process: pollen tube guidance; embryo development ending in seed dormancy. The record is from RefSeq and is a predicted model, not a curated record. The coding region runs from base 1 to 2028 and encodes 675 amino acids. Gene Ontology annotation, molecular function: protein binding. Gene Ontology annotation, cellular component: plasma membrane.
AUGCCAACUCUCCAUUUUCUUCUCCUCCUCCUCCUCCUCCUCCAUCCAUCGACCUCCAUCCGACGCUCUUCUGCAGCCGAAGAGCGCGUGACGAGAACUACUUAUAGGCUUUCGAAACCCUCAAUUGGUGAUGACGGGAGGGUAUUUACUUGUUCGGAGAAAAACCUGUUCGCGUUCGAAAGCAACGGCACAAUCGCCUGGUCGAUACAUUUGAAUUUCACAUGUGACGCUACAGUGGCUCCAGCUCUUGGGGAGAGAGGAAGGAUGUACCUGGUUGCGGAGGACAGAGUACUGAGAAUUGAUUUUUCAGCUGUUAAAGAUUCCGGCGCUGCAGUGGAGGUGCUUUUCGGUCCAGCACCAGGCCAAGUGGCCGCCAAAAUAAUCGGGAUCUCAGUGAGCACGUUGAGUUCACGCGUGUACAUAAAUUUGCUACAUCGAGGGCUCUUCGCAUACACGACGAGCGGUGAACUGCUGUGGAGUGUUGGGCCUGUGCUUGAUCAGUUCGGCUACCGACUAGGUUGCAGGAGAAAUCCUACCAACUGUUCCUUCACUUCUGUCCCCGUUAUCGACCACUGCGAGGCUAACAUCCACAUAGCAAAUUCGGAAGGGGAAAUAUACUCUCUGUCAACUCGCACUCCUCAUUUUAAGUGGAUUCAGGAUUUGAGUUCACUUGACAAAGUCUUUACCAUCACUGCUGGGAACAACGGCCAGCUUUAUGUCACUGUGCCAGUCAGGGCGCUUGUGCUGGCACUCGAUGUUUCCACAGGAAAUGUCCUUUGGCAGAGAACCGUCGGGCCACUAAGCUUAUCCAAUCGUGGACUGGUCGUUGAUUUAAAUGGUUGGAUUUCUAUCGGCUCUCUGGAUGGGUGUGUAUACUCAAUUUCACCAACUGGGGAUCUCAGGAAAUUCCCAAGAGCAGCCAAAUUAGACUUGGUCAUCCAACUCAGUCCCGUCCUUGACUGCUCUGGUUAUGCGAUUUACGUCUCUCAGACACAGCUGGAGGGAAAGACCGACCACGUAGUUGGUGAAUAUACCAUCAUCUCAGCAAUGAGACCUAAAAGCGCGAUCUUUUCCUUGUUGGUUCCUGCAACAGGAUCCAUGUAUUGGUCACAAAAAUAUUCAGAUCAGUUCACCUCCUCACUUGCUGGAAGCGAUCUCAAUCAUUUUCUUUUGGAUGAGGAGAUUCUUCUUGCUUUUGUAGCUGCUUCAAAAACUGGCAAUCCUCUGGCCUGCCAAGGGCAGAAACUUGCGUCGAGCUGCUUCAGAGCUUGGUCAAAGCGUCACAGCGUCAAUAAAGGUGAUGACAGGAGGAUACUCUUGUUCCUUUUCUUCGAAUCUGCCGUUUUGCUUGUCCUAGCCAGUCUCGUCAGGUUCUGCUGUGUGUUUUGGAGGAAGAAAAAGCUUCAGGGCGGAGAUCUUGGGAGUUUCCUGAAGAAGAGGCGUACUCUCCAACUCAAGAAGAGAGCCUUCAAUAGGACAGUCUCGGAGCUCAAGCAGAAAGCAGACAAGGAAACACUGUCCAGUGAACUGCUUGAAGAACUUGGCAAUCUAGAAAGAAAAAAAGAUAGCAUUGAGAGGAAGCUGUCGACAACCUACAGUUUAGGCAGGGACCGCGCAGCACGUUCAAGCUUGAAAUCGCUCCUUCCCUCGCACAAAGCCAAGGGAAGGAGCUAUUCCUUUCAAGAUGCAAAGAAAGAGAGUGUCACAAUACUCUCCACCCUGAGUGACACCUCCUCAGCACCGUCAUCUUCUUCUUCUUCUUCUACAGGAAGCAGCGGUGCAAGAGAAGCCGAGGCCGGGAGUUCUAGGGAUGAUCAGGUUUCGGAUGCCAAGGGGAAGGGGCCAAUUGAAGAAGAGAGCUCGAGCAGCAACGGUAGCUCUCGGGAGGGUUACUGGAGAAGCCCGUCUGAGCCGGAAACAAGUUCCAAAGAGUUCAUGGAUGUCUUGAAUGAAGAGAUUGAGGUGAAAGGAGAGUCAAGGAAUGGCAAAUUACUGAAGAGGAGGAGGACUCUGUCUUCAAAUAACUAA